GAGGCUCAGCCCUCCUCCGUGCCUACCGUCUCAGGGCUCCAGGACUGUAAGGGACCCCUGCAGUCCCCAGAGCUGAGGCCGGCAGGGGCAGAGACUAUGAGGCAAGCAGCCCAUCGACCCAGGCCUCCUUAGGACCAGUCCGGCUGCCCAGAAAGCGAGGGAGCAGCAGUGCAGAGGAGCAGGAGAUAAAGAACCACAGCGAACCAUUGGGGAUCAACCCAGAAGCUCCUGAGGACCCGAGCCAGGCUGAGGGGUCAAGAUGGAUGGCCAGAUUCACGGACACUGACAGACACACAACGGCAUCAACACACACAGCUGUACGACACUGACACACUCAGCUACAGCCAGUGACAGCAUCGCACACUGCCACAGCCCUGCAGUACAGACACCCACACACAAGAACAACUGGUAACUCUGAAACAGGCACAGACAGCGGCACACGGCACCACCCCCCUCACACGCGUAAGUGGGGGCUCCCAUCCUCCAAAUACACACAGCACAGCAUUGACCCGCACAGACAGACCUGGAGACACACACGCACACCCUCACCCAGGCACUGCUGUCAGUGGCCUCUGCACAGUGGCCUCCCCGCCCCCACAGGAACACCCUCGCUCCUCCACAUACACAUACCCGCGCACACGCACUGCCGCGAGCAAACAUAGCUCACAUACCCUGCUCCAGCUCCAGCAGCCCUGAAGCCUCUCGCAGCCUCCUUUGUGGGUUGGGAGGAGCUCAGUCAACCUUGGAUGGAGCCUCGGUGAAGCCAAGAGCUAUAGGGGAAAGGGUCUGCUCUGGCAUGACCCUGGCCAGCCCCCCUACUGGACUGGGGGAUGUCCCCUGGCCUGGGUUCUGGGACCCCUUGGCAGUACCAUGGAGCAACUGACAACCCUUCCACGGCCUGGGGACCCUGGAGCCAUGGAGCCAUGGACACUGCCUGCCUGGCAGAGCUGGACUCCAGGCCAGGGGGGUAACCCUGGAAGCUCAGCCCCCGGCAUUGCUGAUACUCCAGCAGCUCUGCAGGUUAGAGAACGGAGACCCAAGGAGGGUUCCGGGCCUGAGGAAGCCCAGAGCCCUGGGCCUGUGGGCAGCACUGACCCUGAAGGAACAGGACUGUCUGACCUGGGGCAGCAAGCAACGGGCUCUAGACCCAGCUGCCCGAGUCUGGAGGACGAGGAGGUAGAGCCUUUCCCUAAGGCAAAGCUGAACAUGGGCUUCGGGGAGAGGCCCAAUUUGGAGCUUCUGAGGGCCCUGGGGGAGCUGCAGCAGCGCUGUGCCAUCCUUAAGGAAGAAAACCAGAUGCUGAGAAAGAGCAGCUUCCCUGAGACAGAGGAGAAGGUGCGGAGGCUGAAGAGGAAGAACGCGGAGCUGGCUGUCAUUGCCAAGCGCCUAGAAGAGAGGGCCCGGAAGCUGCAGGAAACGAACCUGAGAGUGGUGAGUGCCCCAGUGGCCCGUCCCGGGGCCAGCUUGGAGCUGUGCCGGAAGGCCCUGGCCCGCCAGCGAGCUCGGGACCUGAGUGAGACAGCCAGCGCCCUGCUGGCCAAGGACAAGCAGAUUGCUGCCUUGCAGCGGGAGUGCAGAGAGCUACAGGCCAGGCUCACCCUGGUGGGCAAGGAGGGUCCCCAGUGGCUCCACGUGCGGGACUUCGACCGGCUGCUCCGCGAGUCCCAGAGGGAGGUGCUGCGGCUGCAGAGGCAAAUCGCCCUGCGCAACCAGCAGGAGCCACCCCUGCCAGCCCGGCCCCGGGACCCCACUGUCCCCUCCAGGGCCGGGGCGCCGGCCCCAGGGGCUCCAGGAGAGGCCACGCCCCAGGAAGAUGUGGACAACCCACCUGUGAUCCUAGGGGAGCCAGAGAAACAGCAGAGGGUGCAGCAGCUGGAGUCGGAGCUCAGCAAGAAGCGGAAGAAAUGUGAGAGCUUGGAGCAGGAAGCCCGGAAAAAGCAGAGGCGAUGUGAGGAGCUGGAACUGCAGCUGAGAGAAGCCCAGACUGAGAAUGCCCGGCUGGUGGAGGAGAAUUCUCGGCUCAGUGGGAGAGCCACGGAGAAGGAGCAGGUGGAGUGGGAGAAUGUGGAGCUGAGGGGCCAGCUCCUGGGAGUGACACAGGAGAGGGACACAGCCCUUCGCAAGAGCCAGGGCCUGCAGAGCAAACUGGAGAGCCUGGAGCAGGUGCUAAAGCACAUGCGGGAGGUGGCCCAGCGGCGGCAGCAGCUGGAGGUGGAGCAUGAGCAGGCUCGACUCAGCCUGCAGGAGAAGCAGGAGGAGGUCCAGAGGCUGCAGCAGGCCCAGGCAGAAGCCAAGAGGGAGCAUGAAGGAGCUGUGCAGCUGCUGGAGUCUACCUUGGAUUCCAUGCAGGCCCGUGUCCGAGAGCUCGAGGAGCAGUGUCGCAGCCAAACAGAGCGCUUCAGUCUCCUGGCGCAGGAACUCCAGGCCUUCCGCCUGCACCCUGGCCCUUUGGAUCUGCUCACUUCUGCCAUGGGCUGCAGUGCCCUCGGGGACCGCGCACCACCCCCUUGCUGCUGUUCCACCCCCCAGCCCUGCCGGGGGUCCGGCCCCAAAGACCUUGACCUCCCGCCGGGCUCUCCAGGACGCUGUACCCCAAAGUCUUCCGAGUCUGGCCCUGCGACACUUUCUGGAGUCCCUCGAAGGGCAGCCAAGAAAGCAGAAUCCCUCUCUAACUCCUCUCGCUCGGAGUCCAUCCACAACAGCCCCAAGUCGUGCCCUACACCUGAGGUGGACACAGCCAGUGAGGUGGAGGAGCUGGAGGCAGACAGUGUCACCCUGCUCCCUGCAGCAACGGAGGGCAGCCGGGGAGGAGCCAGGAUCCAGGUCUUCCUAGCACGCUAUAGCUACAACCCUUUUGAGGGCCCCAAUGAGAACCCAGAGGCAGAGCUUCCGCUGACAGCUGGCGAGUAUAUCUACAUCUAUGGUAACAUGGACGAGGAUGGCUUUUUUGAAGGGGAGCUCAUGGAUGGCCGAAGGGGCCUGGUUCCUUCCAAUUUUGUAGAGCGUGUGUCUGAUGACGAUCUCCUGACCUCCCUCCCUCCGGAGUUGGCCGAUCUGUCCCACAGCUCAGGUCCCGAACUCAGUUUCCUGAGCGGAGGUGGGGGUGGCAGCAGUAGCGGGGGCCAGAGCAGCGGGGGACGCAGCCAGCCUAAACCAGAGGAGGAGGAGGAUGCAGGGGAUGAACUCAGUCUGAGCCCCCCACCGGAGGGCCUGGGCGAGCCUCCUGCAGUGCCUUACCCCCGCCAUUUGGUGGUCCUCAAGCAGCUGGCCCAUAGCUUGGUGCUGGCGUGGGAACUGCCUCCCGAACGAGUGGAGCUCCGAGGCUUCCAUAUCUGCGUGAAUGGGGAGCUGCAACAGGCCUUGGGGCCUGGGGUGCCCCCCAAGGCAGUACUUGAGAACCUGGACCUGCGGGCCGGGCCCCUCCAUGUUUCUGUCCAGGCCCUGACCAGCAAGGGCAGCUCCGACCCUCUGCGCUGCUGCUUGGCCGUGGGCGCUCGGGCUGGCCUGGUACCCAGCCAGCUGCGAGUCCAUCGGUUGACAGCCACAUCUGCUGAGAUCACCUGGGUGCCCAGCAAUAGCAACUUGGCCCAUGCCAUCUACCUCAAUGGGGAAGAGUGCCCAGCUGCCCGCCCCAGCACCUACUGGGCCACCUUUUGCCACCUGCGGCCUGGCACACUCUAUCAGGCCCGGGUGGAGGCUCAGCUUCCGCCCCGAGGGUCCUGGGAGCCAGGCUGGGAGAAGCUGGAGCAGCGGGCCGCCACUCUACAGUUCACCACACUCCCAGCAGGCCCACCCGAUGCCCCCUUGGAUGUGCAGAUUGAGCCCGGGCCCUCCCCUGGGAUCUUGAUCAUCAGUUGGCUCCCUGUCACCAUUGAUGCUGCUGGCACCUCCAAUGGUGUCCGGGUCACAGGCUAUGCCAUCUAUGCUGAUGGGCAGAAGAUCAUGGAGGUGGCCUCACCCACAGCAGGCAGCGUGCUGGUGGAGUUGUCUCAGCUGCAACUGCUGCAGGUGUGCCAUGAGGUGACCGUGCGCACCAUGUCGCCCCAUGGCGAGUCGGCCGACUCCAUCCCGGCUCCCAUCACACCAGCGCUGGCUCCAGCCUGCCUGCCAGCCAGGAGCUCCUGCCCCUCACCACGACCAAGCCCAGAGGCCAGACCACUCAUUGCCCCAGCCUCCCCAAGGCCUGGAGACCCCAGCUCUCCCCUCCGGCGCCCGGGCCCCUGUGGAAUUCAAGAGCCUCCGGGGGGCCCUCCAUCAAGCCCUCCCAGAGAGAUGCCAAAAGGAACCGAAGGGGAACUUCCAGUGCCUGGCUGCCAGGAGGAGGCAGCUGGGACAGCUGUGCUGGGUGCUCCAGAGGAGAGGAGGGCUGGCUCGCCAGCCCAGGGCGAGAGUGGCCCUGGCCCCAUAGUUCCCUCGCUGGCCAGACAGGAGGCCGAGUGGACUGAGGGAGAGGCCCACCUUGCACCCCACUCCACCCAGGGAGUGCCAGCUCAAAGGGCACCGAAUACUGAGGCCUGCCUCAGAGGAGAUACAGGGUCCGGGUUGAGACCCCAGGCUGAGAGGGAGGACACAGCAGAACUCGGGGUUCGUCCUGCGAACUCCCUUGUGGACCAUGGUCGCAAUUCAGACCUGUCAGACAUCCAGGAGGAGGAAGAAGAGGAGGAGGAAGAGGAGCUGGGUGUCAGGACUUGUUCCUUCCAGAAGCAGGUUGCUGGCAACAGCAUCAGGGAAAAUGGGGCCAAGUCCCAGCCUGACCCCUCCUGUGAGACUGACAGUGACGAGGAGAUCUUGGAGCAGAUCCUGGAGCUGCCUCUCCAGCAGUUCUGCAGCAAGAAGCUCUUUAGCAUCCCUGAGGAGGAGGAAGAGGAGGAUGAGGAAGAGGAGAAGCCAAGGGCAGGCUGUUCUUCCCAAGACCUUGGGCCCCUUGAACCUGCAUUGCUGGGACUGGACUGUGACGGUGGCCAUCCCCGAGGACCUGGCCUGUUUCCCUUGUCUCCUGAGCCCUCCAGGGCUGGGGACCGCCUGGAAGACAUGCCUGGACUAGCUGGAGGAAGCAGCCGGAGAAGAGGAGGAGGCUCCCCUGAGAAGCCCCCGAACCGCAGGAGGCCUCCAGAUUCCCGUGAACACUGCAGCCGACUCCUCAGCAACGGCGGGCCCCAGGCCUCCGGGCGACCAGGCCCCGCACGGGAGAGGGGCAGCCUCCCUGUAGUUGAGAGCACCAAGGCUGGAUUAGAGGCUGGUGGAGGAGGGCGGCCGGGUCCUGCCCGAAGGUGCCCUCGGGGCCGGGCUCCUGAAUCAGGCCUGACCAGUUGUCUCUCCCCCAAGUGCUUGGAAAUCAGCAUUGAAUAUGAUUCUGAGGAUGAACAGGAGGCAGGCAGUGGGAGCAUCACCAUAACCAGCUCCUGCUACCCCGGAGAUGGGGAGGCCUGGGGUACAGCACCCAUAGGGAGGCCCAGAGGGCCUCUGAAGGUCAAUUCAGGUCACAAUCCCUACCCACGCCUCCCGGCCUGGGAGAAAGGGGAGCCAGAGCGGAGAGGCCGCAGUGCGUCUGGCAGAGCCAAGGAGCCAUCCUCCCGGGCAACAGAGACUGGGGAGACCAGAGGGCAGGACAGCUCUGGGCGGAGGGCAUCUCAGAAGAGAGGAGCCCGAGCUCCCAGGCUGGGUGCUGCUGAGCUUGCCCAUCCACAGAGCCCCCCAGAAGUGCUGGCUUACCAAGACCUACCUGUCAGGGUCUUUGUGGCUCUGUUUGACUACGACCCUGUGUCGAUGUCGCCCAACCCAGAUGCUGGAGAAGAGGAGCUCCCUUUCAGGGAGGGUCAGAUCCUGAAGGUGUUUGGGGACAAGGAUGCUGAUGGCUUCUACCGGGGUGAAGGUGGGGGCCGGACAGGCUAUAUCCCCUGCAACAUGGUGGCCGAGGUGGCUGUGGACAGUCCUGCAGGGAGGCAGCAGCUGCUCCAGCAGGGUUAUUUGCCUCCAGAUGUUCUUGUUGAAGGCUCAGGGAAUGGGCUCUUUGUAUACUCUACAGCCCGCACAUCUGGGCCUCCUCCCAAGCCCCGCCGCUCCAAGAAAGCUGAGUCCGAAGGCCCUGUCCAGCCCUGUCCAGGCCCCCCGAAGCCAAUCCCCUCUGCUGGCUUGAAAGCCCCUCACUCCAUGGUGGCUGCCUUUGACUACAAUCCCCGAGAGAACUCCCCCAAUAUGGAUGUGGAGGCCGAGCUGCCCUUCCGGGCUGGGGAUGUCAUCACUGUCUUCGGGGGCAUGGAUGAUGACGGUUUCUACUAUGGGGAGCUGAAUGGACAAAGGGGCCUGGUUCCAUCCAACUUCCUGGAGGGCCCUGGGCCUGAGGCAGGAGGCCCAGACAGAGAACCCGGGACACUCCAGGCUGAGAGUCAGAGAACGAGGAGGAGGAGAGUCCAGUGCUAGAUGGAGAUAGAUAUAUGUAGAGAGACAACAUGACUGGAUCAGCACAACACAAAGGCUUCUGGAGCCCCCAGGUUGGCCCUGUACUCCCGGGCCUGGCAGCGCCCCUGGGAUUGAACUGGGGGAGCCACAAGGCACACGCGAGAAGAUGUGGAGUCUCUUCUUCAAGG
Tupaia belangeri chinensis (Chinese tree shrew) is the source of this 6587-nucleotide messenger RNA. It is a transcript of the gene TSPOAP1, whose product is annotated as TSPO associated protein 1. Gene Ontology annotation, molecular function: benzodiazepine receptor binding. The transcript has 32 exons. NCBI's taxonomy places the organism in Eukaryota, Metazoa, Chordata, Mammalia, Scandentia, Tupaiidae. Gene Ontology annotation, cellular component: mitochondrion. The record is from RefSeq and is a predicted model, not a curated record. Bases 871 to 6420 code for a protein of 1849 amino acids.